AGACUUGAGUUCUCAUCAAAUUCAAAGCACUGCUUCCUCCGUAUUCCCUAACAUUGAUCAACAAAAUAAUUCCCAAUACUAGCCCUAAAUUCAAUCUAUAAAUUAUUCUUAGAACUCUCAGCUGAAAACCGACCCCCCCCCUUUUAAUCUGUCAAUAAAGAAAGAAAAAAAAAGAGCAAAUGGAAGGGAACAACUCGUACGGUAAUGGAUCAUCAUGGGCAGACCAAUGGGACUACAGCGAUCCAGCGGCUUCCAACGGUGCUGCAAACAAGAAGAAAAGCAGCAGCGGUGGGGCAACAGCCAAGUACAAGCAGAAGGUCGGGGAUGGGCUUGAGAAGACCAAAGCUGUGGCUUCAACUGGGAUGAAGAAGGUCAAACAAGGAACCUCUUCGGGGCUUCAAUGGAUCAAAGAAAAGUAUCAUAAAACUACCCAAAAGCACUAGGAUUAUUAGACUUUGUUUAUGUUGCUUUUCGCUUUUCCUUAACUGCUUCUUAUUUUAUUCAUUCAUAUAUCCAUAAUGAUUUAUUCCUUUUUUUUAUGUAAAAUUGCAAAUAAAAUCAUAAUAAUUGAUCUGUACUGCUUUAAUGUAAAACUACGGUGUAAUAAAUGGAUGUGAAGGGUAGAGACAAUGGUUUUUAAA
Gossypium arboreum is the source of this 641-nucleotide messenger RNA. RefSeq lists its product as uncharacterized. Bases 180 to 443 code for a protein of 87 amino acids. The record is from RefSeq and is a predicted model, not a curated record. The transcript has a single exon. NCBI's taxonomy places the organism in Eukaryota, Viridiplantae, Streptophyta, Magnoliopsida, Malvales, Malvaceae.